This is a messenger RNA of Diutina rugosa, 3750 nucleotides long. RefSeq lists its product as uncharacterized. The record is from RefSeq and is a predicted model, not a curated record. NCBI's taxonomy places the organism in Eukaryota, Fungi, Ascomycota, Pichiomycetes, Serinales, Debaryomycetaceae. Gene Ontology annotation, cellular component: nucleus. Gene Ontology annotation, molecular function: histone H3K79 methyltransferase activity. Gene Ontology annotation, biological process: regulation of transcription regulatory region DNA binding; DNA repair; DNA damage checkpoint signaling. The transcript has a single exon. Bases 1 to 3750 code for a protein of 1249 amino acids.
AUGGUGUCUCCCCGGGUCUUCUCUCCGAGCGAGAUGGACCGAGAUACACCCGACACGUCCGACCACCUGCCGGACGAACACGACGGCGUCGUUAAGUCGACGACAGUCAACUAUCUCGCCCCAACAUCAUCCCACGAUAUUCCCGAGUACCUACAAUUGGAUGUGGUCGGCGAUUUCGUUAAUGGCGAUAUCACCGACGGAGGUAAUCGGUUGCCGUCAGUGCCUGCGGCCGAGGCCGAGUUCAAUGGACAAGCGGACUUCAACGUGGACGCGUUGAUAACUACGCUAGAUGAUGGCGCUUAUCAUCAAGCUGAUGCCAAUGUGCAUUACGAAUUACCUUCGCUGAUGAUGCCGGCGCCGGCUAAGCCGAUGGCUGACCAAAGAGCACCCUGCGAACCCACUACCCAACCGAUCAUUGUCGACCAAUCAUUUGUUGAACCUCUCGCAAAGGAUCCGUUUGUCAUUAGCAACGAAGCAAAUGUUGGAGUUCUGGAGACUUCGUUUGAGUUAGCCACCGAAACGCUCCCCAAUGGCAGUGCACAGCGUGAUUCAACUGACCAGCCUAAAAGAAAGCGAGGCCGUCCCAGAGUUCACCAGGAAGUCAACACGACAGUUGAGAGCAACGUCAAUGAGGAUACCAUCAAGAAGGAGUUGUCCUCAAUACCACUUCCCCCACCACCACCAAGAUCCCCCGCAGGACCGACAACAACGCCAGGACCUAAACCGGGACCCAAGCCGGGACCAAAGCCGGGGCGGAAACCGGGACCAUUAGCAAAGACGGGAACGACAGCAAAGACAGGAACGACAAUGAAGACGGGGGCAGUGACAAAGCCUGGGAUCAGAAAAAAGCCUGGCCCCAAACCGAAGUCAACACCUAAGGUGUCACCUACAGCCAGAGUCUCAUCACCACCGAGAUCAAGGUCGUCGACGCCAGAGCCCAGUGCCACCGCGUAUGCGCCUUCAACGCCAUUGUCACUGUUGCAAAAAGAACUCCAUGGUACGCUCCAACCGCUUGUGCUGUCGACGCCAGACGCUAGCCUUUCAGAGGCUGAUAUCGCAAACGAGUUGGAAGACCGCUAUUUGGACGUCAAGGAUUUGGUUAACAACGAUCUUACCCAUAAUGCCAUCGUGGCCACAUUUGAGGACUUGCCGGUGCCAUCGGUAAUCAAACACAUUCAACAAAAAUUUGGCAAUGUCAAGUUCAGCCAUGGUGAGAAGGAAGUGUUGAAGCAAUUCAUCAAACGUGACGGGCUUGACGCUGACAUGAAUUCUGAAGUCAUCGCGUACCUCCCCUUCCGGACAGAGCAGGCCAUCCAGGACAAGUACCGUGAGCUCCAAUUCAACGCAGGGCGGCCCAAGCUGUUCAAAAAUCGCACCGAAGCGCUUGUGUACGAGGCAAAGUGGAUGGUGUUGAGCUCGCCCGACAGUGGUGGUCACGGGUCGCGCGCGUCGCGUCGAGCUAAACGCGUAGCCGAGUUAGAUGCUAUGCAGCGGGAGGCGGCGGCGAUAAAAAAACCGUCUAAGCCCCAAUUGCUGCCGGAGGAGGAAGCGGAGGCCGAGCGCCAGCGCCAGGAGCGUAAGGCAGCUCGCGAAGCGCGCGAGGCCAAGCUCGCCGCUGAGAAGGAAGCAGCGCGACUCAAGCGUGAGCAGGCGAGGCUCCAGACACCCAAAAAACCCGCUGCUCCGAAACGGCACAUGGAACUCAAGUAUCUUUUGGCAGGCAAUGAUCAUUUCGCCAGUAUUAUUGGUGACGGGAAAGCGGUUACUGAGGGCCAAAAACGGAAGCGGGCUGCCACUAAGAUGUGGGUGCCUGAGUUCCCCAACAAGGUGGCCAAGGGACCGCAAAUGCGUCGUCAACGACGCCAGGAAGCUGCUGCCGCCGAACACGACUUUGAUGGCAGUGUCAACGAUGGCGAUGAGCUUACCAGCUCGUCGAAAGCAAAGACUAAACCCAAGAACAAUAAGUCAAAGCUGCGGCCACUUACGCCUCCAUUGAUGCUGGAAAAACCCAUCCGGCCGAGAAAGUCAACCCCAACACCAUCGCCUUCACCGGAACCAGAAUCUAGUCCGUUUGACCCUAUCGAUAUCGAACACGAUACCGCUCUCCCCAUCCACGGGCGCCAAGUGUUUGUGCCCGAAGUUUACGAAAACAAACCGCUUCCUAAGCUCAUGUAUGACACAUCGCUUAGUGGCAUCAAUGACUUGUGUCUGCCUGGGGAAUCUGUCCCUCUUGUCGAUGAUCUGGCAGUGGCAAUUUGUAUGAGUCAUCCGAGAAAUUACCGCAACCCUCCACCCGGCUUUCCACCGUUUUUCGGUGAUGAUGACACUCCUGGGGUAUCACCCGCUGUUGAAAUUCGGUUUCUUUUUUACCCUCAACAUCGUGAGCUGUUCAAGCUUUGCGUACCGAAACUGAACGAGUUGGACCCGGUCUAUGAGAUUGUCCGGUUAUGGCAAAUUCACUACGCCAUUUACUUUGCGCACCUGGAUUACAUUCGUUACGAGAUUGUCCAUUUAUGUCGCGAGCUUGACGAGGCGUUUGCUCAACUGGAUUUCGCCCAAUUCUUAUAUGUUAUUGACAAGUGGAAUGAGCUUAUGUUGCUCUUAAGUCCCAACCGAGCGGCCGUCCGCGAGAUUGAAGCUAGUGGUCAAACAGACGUAAAUUUCAAAGUGCGCCAACAAUUUUUGGCUCCUUGUGAACGUAAAAAGGUGACGCAAAACGACUUGAGGUUGCACAUGUGGAUUAGCGAAAUUAUGGGCGAGCCAUUAUCUCCCGCUUUUGAACCUACCAUAGAUUCGAUCGUGGAGGCGACUCAAAAGACGACAAUUACUGACGGCACCACUGAUAACACAUCUAAUGGUACCAGUAAUGGUGACAGCAAUGGCACCAGCAACGGCAAACUCCAUUCUGAAGCUAAUGAAGUAACGAUUCCAAAUGGGAGAGGCGACAGUACUAUCGGAGGCAAAGCAGGCCUUGGCUCCGUUGACGUGGUUAAGUCGCCCCAAUAUGUGAUUCCUAAGGAACUCUACGCAUGUAUGUACGAACGUCUUCAGGAAAAGACGUCGUGGCUGCGGUUUGCCUCGCAGAUGAUUCUUCUUCGCGUAUACGCCCGGGUGGUAUCUCCCAAUUCCCGCAAGCUUCGAGCCUACAAGCUGUUCACAGCUGAAGUGUACGGGGAAUUGCUUCCUUCAUUCACGUCUGAAGUUUUACAGAAAGUCGGAUUGAAGCCGAAUCAAAAAUUCUACGAUUUGGGGCUGGGGGUCGGCAACACCGCCUUUCAAGCGUCACUAGAAUUUGGUGCCAUUAUAGCCGGCGGCUGUGAGCUUAUGCCCCAUGCAUCCAAACUCACCAUAUUGCAAGAAAACAUGUUAAGGCGGCAUCUCAAGUUAUUUGGGCUUAAGCAACCUAAGUUUAAGUGGGCGCUUUCGCAGCUGUUUGUCGAUAAUGCUCCAGUCGAGGAAUUCUGUCGCGAUUGUGAGGUUGUGAUUGUCAACAACUACUUGUUCGACGUCAAUCUCAAUGCUGAGGUGGGGCGCUUGUUGCGUGAUUUGCGGCCUGGCACUAAAAUCAUCAGUUUGCGCAACUUCAUCUUGCCUCGUUACCGAGCCACGGGUGACCUGGUGUUUGAUAAGCUUAAGGUGGAAGAGCACGAGAUGAGUUACGAAAUGCUGGUGUCGUGGACGGCAAGCAAAGUACCCUACUUCGUACUGACAGUGCAGGACCAUAUCCUUCCCGAAUACUUGUCAGCAUAG